Molecule: messenger RNA, 2526 nt
Organism: Saccostrea cuccullata (small rock oyster)
Lineage: Eukaryota; Metazoa; Mollusca; Bivalvia; Ostreida; Ostreidae
Exons: 2
Coding region: 92-2137 (681 amino acids)
Source: RefSeq, a predicted model, not a curated record
UAGAUAUGACUGGUUUUCUAAUUAAAAACAAUUUAGGAAUUUUCAAUCGUCAUCGCGGAUAUAUAUUACCUUCUAACAAACAUUUCUCAGCAUGGAUCAUAUUCCUCGUCUAUCAGAAGUCCUGUACGUGGGUCUCUGUCGUACGUUAGGGACACCAACGGAAGUAGCCAUCAGAAGGGACGUGAGGGAUAUGGUAGAGUUGAUACAGAAACCCUUGGACACUGAAUUGCGUCGAAUGUGGAGCGGUAGUUAUAGGGAGGGGUUCCGAUUGGAGUCUUCCGAUCGAGAUAUCAUGUACUGGAGUCAAUAUCAUAAAAUGAUAAGCGAAAUUUCUCAGACAAACAUUUACGACGCAUCAAAACAUACUAUUAUUUUAAUGGAGGAUACGGGUGUUCCACCUGGAUUUGUCAGAUUGCAAAUUCUAACACCGCCAAGAGACAAUUUAAGCACAUUAGCAUGCGUCUCCUUCAGUGACAAAUAUUAUCUUUCAAAUUUGCUAUGGAGAGAAAAGUGGUUGCAGGUAUAUAAAAACAUCAAGGCUUUUCAAAAUGUCGACGGACAUGGCCCAUGUACCACUGGCUUUUUUGCAGAAAUUGAAUUUGAUUAUGCUCUUUGUUUAACUAGCACACACUGGCCAAAAACAGCACUUUUCUGGAUAGAGCGUUCACUUAAAUACAUCUGGCCUCCAGCAUACGUGCUUGAAGAAAUUCAGAGGAAUCGCUUCCACUGUGUUCCUAUCGGGAGUAAUAUUCCAUCUUCCUACAAUGAAAUAGAGUGGAGAUUGUCGUUUUCUCGAGCAGAGCAGAAAUUAGUUUAUACCAUGAAUCAUACCCAAUUUUUAUGUUAUGGACUUCUGAAAUUAUUCCUGAAAGAAGUCAUCAAUUACAGAACCGAAGAACCAUUACUGUGUUCAUAUCACAUCAAAACUACGCUGUUCUGGGUUAUACAGUUAGGAUCUAUUCAAUGGCACCCAAACAAUUUACUGCAUUGUGUAUGGAAAUGUUUGAAAUAUCUUAUUCACUGUGUAUAUCAUGGUACGUUUUCCAAUUUUUUUAUUCCUGAAAAUAACAUGUUUACCAAUAAAGUAGUUGGAGACGCGCGUAACUGUCUAUUCGAACAACUAAAUAAGUAUUACCAACUGGGCGUUUCUUGUCUUCUACUUAGCCCAUCUCUCAGUUCAAUCUUAGAAAAGGCUCUUAGAAUCCCGUCAUAUGUAAUACCUUUUGUCAAUGGACAUUUGCAGUCUGCUGAGGAGAUAGACAUGCGUGUUGCAUGUGAGGUUUUGCCUAAUUCAUUUGAAGCUAACGAAUUUAAUACAUAUUAUCUGUACUUGAAAUCAAUAGAAUCCUUUUUACAAUUUUCAUUUUCACCCUAUCAAACACUUACCCAACAGAUUUGUAUAGCUCAGACUCUGGUUUAUAUGGCGUUCCAUAUGGCAAAUAAUUCUUCCUGUUGCACUCAUAGGGACUUGUAUGCUUUAGAUAGAAGUCUUUGUAACAUGCUGAAACUGGCAGGAAAAAUAGGUACAGUGUCUGAUUCAUUGUUUCUAGCUUUGUAUUACUAUAGAAUGGGUAGGUAUAAUAAAGCAAGACACCUUAAUAACAUCAUUAGAAAAAGGAUUUCACAACCCUUUAUCAUUUAUUUUUGGCUUAUUGACCGACGCAUAUAUGAAAUUGUGUGUAACAUGUCUCUCUCUAGUCGGAUGAAAAUAGCAUGGGCGGGGAAUCUGCAAUUUGGGUUACGUGUCCCAGUUAUCCAGGAAUUAAUGUUAGAACAACAAGUAUCCGAGCAGAAUGGAGGGGUUAUUUUAACUUUAUCACCAUUCCUCCUGAUAGAAAUGCUGUCCAUAUUGACUAAUUACAGACUUGGGAACAAAUCUCAGUGUCUACAGUCACUAAUAGACUUAAAGACACUGCUUUUGUAUGAUGAUGGGAGAUAUGUGCCUCUCAGUCAAAGAGACAUAUCCUGGGAAAUACUGGGGAUCUGUCAACACGUUGUUGGGGACUUAUAUGGAGCGUUGCAGUCUUAUCAAGAGUCACUUAAACAGAAGCCUAUGCACAAAAUUCAGAAAGCUUCAGAAGCCAGAAUAAGACAUAUUGAAAGCCAACUUGUACAAAACACAGGACUUAACGAGUAAUUUGUACAAUUUUGUGUCUUAAAGACGAUUUUAUCCAUAAGAACUAUUGAAAUCAAAUAUGAUAAGAGAGUAAAUGUUGACACUUUAAAGCAGUAAAAAUAUUGACUUGUAACCAUCUUCAUCUUUGCUUAUUCUUUAGAUCAAUCGUUUAUUUGCACAUUUUUAAAAAGUUAAUCCCCAAAUACAGUUUUAAUUAUGUUUAAAGAGGGUUAAAAUAUGUUGUAAUUAAAUUAUAUAUUUAUUACAACUGGGUGCUUUCUGUUUGCCAUAAAACAUUUUCUCAUCAAAAUCAUACAUUUGAUUUCUAGUAAUAGUGGCAUCGUAAAUACAGAUUUGACCAUGUUUAUUUUGUAAACUAUGAGACUUUCUAUAUUUUACGAAUAAAUCAA